GAGAUUCAGAGGAGACACUGUAAGAAUCACUCUUUCUCAGUUACUGUAUGAGUGCUUUAAAGUGUACCUAAGAACACUGAUACUUUUGUUAAUAAUAUCUUUAAAAGGAGAACAUUUUACAAGGGAACUGCUACAGACAAAAACUCCUUGGAGAUUGCCUUCAAAUCGAGAUUAACUGCACCAUAAACAGCAGUGAAACCCUGGAACCCUGGAAGAAAUAACCAUGACGAAGGGAAAGGUGUCUGCCACAACCAAGACUGGAAACGAGUAUCCACCCAGCUAUGAGGAGGCUACAGCAGAUUAUGGGGAGAUGCAGGCCCAGUUCUCCUGGGAUGACAAAGUCAUCCGGAGGAUCUUCAUCCGAAAGGUCUACUCCAUCCUGAUGAUCCAACUCUUAGUGUCUGUGUCUAUUGUUUCUAUCUUCACAUUUUGCGCACCAGUGACAUUUUACAUUCAGACCCAUCCUGGACUGUACUUUGUUUCCUACCUCACCUUCUUUGCCACGUACAUUGCGUUGUCCUGCUGUGGGGAACUGAGGAGGCAGUUUCCCUGGAACCUCAUCUUACUGACUAUCUUUACUGUGAGCAUGGCCUCCAUGAUGGGCUUUGUGUCCAGUUUCUACAACACUAAGUCAGUGGUGCUGUGUCUAGGAAUCACUGCUUUGGUGUGUCUGUCAGUCACCAUCUUCAGCUUUCAGACCAAGGUUGAUGUCACUUCCUACCAGGGGGUCCUAUUGAUCCUGUGCAUGGUCAUGCUCUUCUGUGCCAUCACUUUGUCUAUCGUUGUCCCCUUUGGAUAUGUGCCUUGGUUACACGCCAUCUAUGCUGUGAUAGGAGCCAUCUUUUUUACUCUGUUUUUGGCGUUUGACACCCAGCUACUAUUAGGAAGCAAACGUCACACCAUCAGUCCAGAGGAGUACGUAUUUGCCACCCUCAACAUCUACCUGGACAUCAUCUACCUGUUUUCCUUCCUGCUGCAACUGUUUGGUGGAGGCCGUGAUUGAAACUACUGUUACUCGCUCCUAUCUAUCCUAUCCAUCCCCUCUCCCAAUCUCUACUUCAGUCUUUAAAUCCAUUCAAAAAUGACACUAUGUAUUCACUUUAAUUGCAAUAGCCAUCAAUUGAUCUGCCAAGAUGAGGGCAUGUUUCAACAUUCUAUGAUGUUCCAGCUUUUGCAUCUCUGACCCUUUUUCCACCAAAUUAGCACUGGUUCUUUAACCAGUUCCGUUCAAAAUUAUUGAAACCUUGGUGCGAUCUAGCAAACCAGUCCGUGUUUCCACCAGUUUUUAGAAUAACCUAAUCAAGGAUGCGUCAUCAACGAUGGACAAGACAACAAUAGGCUAUUUUUUACCUAGAAAAUAUUACUUAACCUACUCGUCGUCCCACAUGAGGCAAAUAGGCUUAGCCUACAUGUACAUUUAAUAGGUUGGAAAUAUGGUCACAUUUAAAGUUGAAGGUAACAUCACAAUUGGCACUAUGACAGACUACAGUUUCCAAUAAUAAACUUUGCACGCGUAUUUAAAAGACAGAACAAAUAUUGUAAGUUAUUUCAGAUGCAAACACGGACGUGCAGACAUGAAUUGUCGCCUACCGAAUAUGGACAAUGGAAUUUUUCCAAGUAACGCACUUUCUAAAGUCUACGCCCACUGAUGUCGUCACGGUUCCACAUCUGAGUCAAUUGGAACAGAACAGAAUCCGCACCAUAUUGGUGGAAAAGUGUUUUUUGACCAGGGUUGUCCAAGGUCACUUGCAAUACUGCAAUCCUAAUGCAACUGUAGCUUUCUGAGUUACUGAGCCAAACAAGUAAGGGACAGUUGCGGACCAUACUGUUAAAGCAUUCCAAUUGUAAAUACAUCUUAGUAUUCUUAUUAUGUGGAUUCAGGAAAUCUGCAGUAUACAACUCAACAGGAUUGAGUUCUGAUUUCAUAUUGCACAGAUUUUGCUUUUUUAAGACAGUCUCAAGAGAAUUCAUGUUUGUAUCCUAAAACACUACUACUUGCAUCUCAAUAUAAGAGCGGACCAGGCUUAAACAUAUAGUAUGUGUGUGUGCAUUAGGUUUUAUUUUCUUUCAAACCUUCAGAAAAUAAGGCAAAAAGAACUACACAAUUGUGGUUAGAAGUGUGGAAUAGAAGUGUGAUGUUCAAAAGUUGACCAUAGUUGCACAUCAGAAUAAAAAAUUAGUUGCAAGUUCUAUUGUAACUUUAAAAUAGUUUGUGGCCUCUGGAUUGGGCUUGUGUAACAAUGUUGCAACAAUGCAACAACCUUCAUUUUCCAAUACUUAUUUUGAAAUCAGUGUGAAAGCCAGGAGUGAAAAGAUUCCCUUGUUGUGAUGUUAUAAAUGGUAACUUUGUUUCAAACAUUAGGAUUCAGAUGGAGAAAUAAACAAUGCAUGAGGUGGGAACAUAAUUAUGUUUGGUUUGAUUUCUGUCUCCUAUAGUAGAGCAUAUUUAUGAAGCUGUAGUACAACCAUUAAAAACACGGCUUUUAUUUAAAAAAGAAAAUCAACAUAUUCAAAUUCAAAGAGUAAAACCAAGAAAGAAGGAAAAUAUUUUUUUCUCUGAAUAAAAAACUGAAGUUAGCAGAAUUGAACAAUUCUGGCACAGACAAAAGUUGCCAACCAAGUGGCUAACCAGCUCAUUAGCAAACAAACCAAAUAUCAAAACCACUGUCCUCCAACAAACUGUACAAAUGAGUUUUUUUAUAAAUAAGGAACAUGUUUUCUAGCAGUGUCAGAUAGGCCAACUGAAUGUUCAACUUCAAAGGCAACCCACUUAUGGGUUAUGAUAUUUGAUUACAAAUUAAUUUUUUGGAAAGCACCUGUUUGCAAUGACUUUAAUCACUGAUUUUGUAAAUUUUUACUGUACUACAAAUUACAUAACCAAAUAACUAGCCAGCAACAUCAAUGGAUAUGUUUUCAUGUGUCAUAGGCCUAAUGUUAUAGUGUUAUAAAACUUAAAUUGUUAGAUCAAGUGAAUCAAGUUUCUAAAGGAAGACAUGUUGGAACAUUCAGAGUGGCCAUCAUCUUACAAAUUGCUUGGACAUCCCGUUUUAGCAGCAUAACAUUUUGAAACUAUGAAAUAAGCUAUCAAAGCUACAUGAUCUGGACAUGAGGAUUUGCAUUGUUUUUUAGAAUUUGCAUUGACAUGGAUAAGUGCACAACGAAAGAUCAGAUCCAUAUUAUGUUUUAAAUCCCCCUGGUUUUUAAGUCCUACAAAAAGCUUCUGACUUUGAUACCUUCUUCCAUGAAAAUGUAAUGUCACACAUCGUUGUUAAGAUUAAAUUGGUUAAAGAUAAGUUUAUAAUAGAACAUGGAACAUCAAUUUGCAAUACUGGGCAAGCUGCAUAAGAACUGGUCAUUUCAUAGUUUCAAAAUAAAUUUCUGUUUAAUGUUAUGGCUGAUACAUGAAAUAUUUGUUACCAUGAAUACAUAAAAUAAUCCUUAUUUUCCUUCAUGAUGUGGUGGACUGAAUGUGAAACUUGCUUGUGAUAAUUCUUGUGUUACUGUAUCUGGACAGAUCAUGAAACAUCAACAAAAUAUAGUUGAUGAAGUAGAGACAAAUAAUAUUACAAACAUCUUGACAUGAAAAGAAUACAAGAGAACAGAAGGGAGUCUAAUAUUUACAGAGAUUGCAAAUGCUGAACUCUCCAUUUUGACACUAUAAAGCAUGAGAACAAUUUCCCCCAGAUUUUUACAAUGUGGUUUUAAAUGAACAUCUUAAACAUGAAUUCAACAAAACCACGUUAUGAGAGGAAUGUCACUCAA
Messenger RNA from Hypomesus transpacificus, 3762 nucleotides. RefSeq names its product Fas apoptotic inhibitory molecule 2b (gene faim2b). NCBI's taxonomy places the organism in Eukaryota, Metazoa, Chordata, Actinopteri, Osmeriformes, Osmeridae. The coding region runs from base 224 to 1003 and encodes 259 amino acids. Gene Ontology annotation, cellular component: membrane; Golgi apparatus; endoplasmic reticulum. The record is from RefSeq and is a predicted model, not a curated record. Gene Ontology annotation, biological process: negative regulation of apoptotic signaling pathway. The transcript has 12 exons.